CAAAAGCGACAAUUCACACUAUUUCUUACCAUCUAUACAGCAAGUCCUAUUAUUUCAAAUUCUCCAAGUAUCUACUUUGCAAUUUACCCUGAUUAAUCCACAAUGUUUGGCUUAUUUCUUGCCACCCUGGGCUGGGUGGGAAUCAACCCAAUGCCUUUUGUUGCGCACCUAAUAGGCACAACUGAACCGGCACUGAAAUUGCUUGUGUCCAUCGUAAUGGCUUAUCCCCUAGCCAUAUUUUACCAUAAGUAUGUGAGAAUUCAUCAACAAUACAGAAAUUUAUAUUUCAUAGCGACAGGAAUGGAUAUUGCUUACUAUAAUUUUGGUGCCACUAUGUAUCACAAUGCGAUACCUGGAAUCGUAAUUUAUCUAUCCACCAUGUUCCUGGGUCCAGGGAAACUGAAUGCAAUAGUCUCUUUUGUUUUCAACAUGACUUAUCUAUUGGUCGGGUAUGUGGUCACUGAAUCAGAAGAUUAUGAUAUAACUUGGACUAUGCCGCAUUGUGUAUUAACAUUAAAGUUAAUAGCAUUGUCUUAUGAUUUGUGGGAUGGACAGCUUUUGGUAAGGGGUAAACAGUUGUCGGAGAACAAUAAAAUAACAGCAUUGGUCGAAGCACCAACGUUCUUAGAGUUGAUGGGAUUUCUUUAUUUCCCCGCUUCUUUCCUGGUCGGACCCAUAUUUUCAUUCCGACGGUACAAGGACUAUAUAUCUGAUAAAUUCCCACUUCAAUCUGAAACCAAAGUUUACCAAGCUGAAGGAUUCUGUAGACUUAUUCAAGGAAUACUUUAUUUGAUAGCAUUUCAAGUUGGAGUUGGCUUUUUCAAUAUGAAGUACAUGCUUUCGGAUGAGUUUUCGGAGGAUUCAAUAUUCUAUCGGCAUAUAUAUUGUGGGUUAUGGGCCCACUUUGCUCUUUACAAAUAUGUUUCAUGCUGGCUGCUCACGGAAGCUUCAUGCAUCAGAUUUGGUUUGUCAUACAACGGUUUGGCAACAGAUGACGAUGGGAAGAAGAUAACGAAGUGGAAUGCGUGUAAUAACAUAAAACUGAUGCAGUUCGAGUCGGCGACAAAAUUCCAACAUUACAUCGAGAGUUUCAACUGCAACACGAACUAUUUUGCGGCCGAGUAUGUUUACAAACGUCUGAAGUUUUUAGGUAACCGACAUCUUAGCCAAUUUUGUACGUUGCUAUUUUUGGCGCUGUGGCACGGCAUCAGGUCCGGGUAUUACGUUACAUUCUUCAAUGAAUUCAUUAUAAUAUAUAUGGAGAAAGAGUUAGAAACGAUAAUCAAGAAAACUGAAUUGUACAAGAAGUGGAGAUCGCACGGUAUUGUUAAGGUGUUAUUAUUUAUUUUCCUUAAAACAUAUGCUAUAGUCUUUAUGGGAUGGAGUUUGGUACCGUUUGAUGUUAAAGUCUAUUCGAAGUGGUGGCAAGUAUACACAUCUCUCUAUUUUUCAGGAUUCUUAUUAUUCCUCCCAUGGCCUUUGUUGUACAAGCCAAUUAUAUUACAAUUGGUGAAAAGAAAUAAUAAAAAAACAGAGUAAAUGCUCAAUCGUUAUAAUAAUGUGUUGAAAUUAUAAAGUAAUAUUAUAACUUAUAUAUCCGUUAUAAUUUAAACUUUCUUUUGAUUAGUUGAAAUCAAAAUUUUGUCUACAAAAAAGCUGUAAGAACAACAGCUGUAACAAAUUUUGUUUGACUGUAAAUUCAACUUGUGUCUAUUAUUCUGUGCUUCAUAUUCU
This is a messenger RNA of Achroia grisella, 1734 nucleotides long. RefSeq names its product lysophospholipid acyltransferase 5 (gene nes). NCBI's taxonomy places the organism in Eukaryota, Metazoa, Arthropoda, Insecta, Lepidoptera, Pyralidae. Gene Ontology annotation, molecular function: 1-acylglycerophosphocholine O-acyltransferase activity; lysophospholipid acyltransferase activity. Gene Ontology annotation, biological process: lipid modification; phosphatidylcholine biosynthetic process. The record is from RefSeq and is a predicted model, not a curated record. Gene Ontology annotation, cellular component: membrane. The transcript is spliced from 4 exons. Bases 103 to 1539 code for a protein of 478 amino acids.